AUGUCGGCACCUAUGCGCGAGGUAUACCUCGCGCCGGACUUUGAUGCGACGUCGCUCAAGGUCCCGCAGUUGAGGUCCAUCCUCGUCGAGCACAGCGUCUACUUUCCAUCCACAUCCAAGAAGGCCGACCUCGUGGCCCUGUUCACAACCCAGGUCAAGCCCCGUGGUCCCGAGAUUCUUGCCGCCCACGCCCGCGUCAAGCCCUCCGGCCACGGUAUCAUUGCUGUCAGCGACAACGGCGAUGAGACGCCCCUUAUUGUUCCUCCCACCCCUUCUGGCGUAAAGCGCGGCCGUGGUCGUCCCAAGAAGAGUGUCGUCCCUGGCCCCAUCGAGCAGGAUGUCAUUGAUGAGCACGAGGCUGCACCCGCACCACCGGCCAAGAAGGCCAGGUCGAGGCGACAGACAUCCGAGGUGCCCGGCCCCACCGUCGAGGCUACGCCCAGGAAGCCCCGUGCGAGCGCUGCUCCGCGGGCCAAGACCACCUCCAAAAAGCCAAAGCAAGAGGUCGAGGUCAUUAUCGAGCCGACCUCGCCCAGCAGGCGUGCCGCCAUCCCCUCUGCAGCCAGCGUGGCCCCGUCGUUGUCGUCGGCAGUCCCCCCCUCGUCGUCUCGUCGCAAGACGGUGCGUCCGUCCCAGUCGACCGAUAUUCUCACGCCGCCGACUCCCUCGACCGGUUUGCCCACGGCCCCACUCCCGCCUGCUCUCGGCGUACCCGAGUCUGUCCGCACCGCUGGUCGCAAGUCGCGCACGAGCUUUGCGCCUGCUCCUAUCAAGGAGGACGACAGCAGCGACGUCGAGCCGUCGCCCAAGCGCAAGCCUCGAUACUCGUCUGAUGUGGACGAGUCUGGGUUCUCCGACUUCAACCCCUUCCAGGCUGGCAGCGAGCAGGCGGCUGAGAAGGAGCGCAGGCGCCGCAAGUCGUCUCUCGGUCUUGGUGAGGGCAAACGCCGUGCGCCCCGCCCCAGCGAGUGGACUGCCACUAGCGCACCUACUGCGUCGAUCCUCCGUCGCGUGGGUCCCAGCACCGAGAACCUCCGUUCGCCACCCGACGCGGUGCGCGAUGCGAUGCGCCAGCAGGUCCAGAUUGCCGACGAGUACAACCGUGUCAUAGAGACCAAGAUGGGCGAGAUUACUACAUCUCAGAACCUUCCUGCCGACAAUGAGCACAUUGUGGUGACGACGCGCCAGAGCAAGGCGAUCAUCCGUCGCAAGCCCAAGCCCUCCGCCGUCUCGACACCGUCGGCUCUGUCGCUUAUCCUGCUCUCGCUCUUGCUUUUCGGCUUUGCGGGCCAAUACAAGUCCAUGUCCGCCGCCAACGGCUUCUGCGACCCGGGCUCGCUCACCAACGACGUCAUCCAGGACCGUGAGACGCCCAUCGCAAUCGCGCAGGAGUGUAUCGCGCGCCGCACCCAGGCCCGUCUCGAGAACGAGCAAGUUCCUCCUCUGGACUGUGACUUGUCUGCCCUGCCGCUCGUGCCCUUCAUGCCCCGCCCCACCGCGUGCACUCCCUGCCCGGCGUACGCAGAGUGUGCACACGGCGAGGCCAAGUCCUGCAUUCCCGAGUACAUUCUCUCGCAGCACCCGCUCGCACCUCUCGCUCCGCUCUUUGACGGCUGGCCAGGCCUCAAGUCGCGCGUCUUCCCUCCCACUUGCAAGCCUGACACGGUGCUCUUGCGCCAGAUUGGCCAGCUUGCCCGGCAGAUUGAGCGCGAGCUCGCUGCUGGCCGUGGCGCUCUCGUCUGUGCCGGCAUGGACGGUGAGGGUUCCGGACAGGAGGUUGCCGAGCGUGUUGGAACCCGCGAGCAAGUUUUGCGUGACGCAUGGGCCGACCGUCGCGUCACCAAGCUCUCGCGCGAGCAGUUUGACGAAAUCUUUGAUGCGGCAAUCAAGGACCUCGAGGUUCACGGCGACAUUCUCACCACUACCACCGAGGACGGUACCGUCUACCUCGCGGCCGCACGCACCGACUUUACCCUCUCAUGCCGCACCAAGCUCAGGGCCAAGUCGCUCGUGUCCCGCUGGAAGUCUCAGCUGGCCUCUACCGCCGCCGUCAUUGUCGUCAUCUACCUUCUGAUGGCCAGCGCCGAGCAGAGGCGGAAGGAGCGCGCCCGCGCCCGCGAGCUGGUCGGAACCGUCCUCCGCCGCCUCCAGGACCAGGAGUACCUGCACUACCUCGACCCCGUCGUCACCCCGCAGCCGUACCUUCCUCCCGCACAGCUGCGCGACGUUGUCCUCCCAGCCUCAGAGAGCGCUGCGUCCCGCGCCCGUCUGUGGGCUCGCGUCGAGGGCGAGAUUGAGAAGAACGCCAACAUUGCCGUGCGCGAGCGGGAAGUCCGCGGCGACGUGUGGAAGACUUGGGAGUGGACCGGUGUGGGCAAUAGGCCCAUCGAGGGUUAG
Molecule: messenger RNA, 2397 nt
Organism: Apiotrichum porosum
Lineage: Eukaryota; Fungi; Basidiomycota; Tremellomycetes; Trichosporonales; Trichosporonaceae
Gene: SRC1
Product: inner nuclear membrane protein enriched at telomere/subtelomere region
Exons: 3
Coding region: 1-2397 (798 amino acids)
Cellular component (GO): nuclear inner membrane
Molecular function (GO): chromatin binding
Source: RefSeq, a predicted model, not a curated record